AUGGCAGCCGCACAGCCAGCUCCUCCCGCAGCUUUCAACAUUCUGCCGAUAGAGAUAAACAAACUCGUACUCUGUUUCCUCGAUUCGGACCAGGACAUUGUCAACUUCAGUAGCGUCUGCCGUAGUACCUACUAUGCCGUGAAUGGCGACAACAAUUCUUUCUGGAGGACUCGAUUCCGGGAAAGGUAUGCAUACGACGCGAGCUUCUCGAAUGGGCAGAUGAAGAUAAAGUACAAAACGAGGACAAGACUAUUGAAGAAAGGAAUCACAAUGAAGUUUAACAGAGAAUGGACAAAGUCCGAGAAGAAGCUCAUCUGGCAUUUGAAAGACAUGAUCAAUGAGUCAUUCCAAGGUGGUACUCGGAUGGAUGAAGAAGACGGCGCCAUGCGAUGCCCCAACCAGAUUGAAAUCAUCAAGUUCGUCCUCAGUUCUAAUCACUUUCUCAGCAUCAAAGGCUUUGCCAAUCGAAUACCUGAGGGCUUCGAGUCAGACAUGGAUCGGAUGCUUGAAGCCGUUCGUAUCAUGUGUGCGCAACUGCUGAUCGAGGACAUUGGUGAUUCAUACGACAUUCUCCCCUUCGAAGACUCUCAGUGCGCAGUCUACGCCCAUGUGAAGGAAGUGCCUAUGUUUUAUGGCCAGUAUAAGCAUACGAUUAACAUGAACUGGAUCUUGGAUUGCAUGAAUUUCUUCCAUCAUCACAUAGUCAAGCCGGAGUUAGGAACUCUCUACGAUGCCAUGGAAUAUUUUCCUUGGGGUGAUAGGCCUUCUGCCUGGCAGUCUAGACUUGAGGAAGGUUGCCGACCCCUCAGUAGACACUGGAAAGGCACGUAUUCCUACUUGGAUGAACGCGAGCGCAAUCACAUUCGCGACCCUAAUAAAAGGCGGGGCACCAUAUUCGAGGAUAAGCACAUUGAGCUGGGUCCGUCCUGUAUACAGGAUCUCGAGUUCGAAGUAAACGAUUCUUUGAAGUUCGAGUGGCCGCAUUACUACGAGGAAAGACUUCGAUCGCUUACUUCGACGUCGAUGCCUCCAGUCACUCUAGCCCAGCAUAAAACGUACAGGAACAUCGAUAAUUUGCCCACUGCCCUGCGCAUAUCCGGGGAAGGGUCUGACCAGGGUGAUGACUUCUUUGCGUCUGGCUGGGUCAACGCCCUACCACGUCAGGGAGGCAUUCCCGGAUGGCAGCGAAUCACCUUGAUGAAGCACUUCCUUCCUCUUGAUCAGGGUGAGAUGGAUGAUCUUUGGGCAUAUGAGGGCGUCGUUCUUCCUGGUGGUCGAUUGAUUAUUGGCCGAUGGUGGUUCGCAUCAGGAGAUCUUGACGACCCACACUACGCACACAACAGCGGCCCGUUCCUGCUUUGGGCAGUCGACGAAGUGCCUAGCGAUAGCGAAGGAUCAGAGGAUUUGCCCACAGAUGAUGAUGGCGAGGAUGAUGCGUGA
Messenger RNA from Aaosphaeria arxii CBS 175.79, 1440 nucleotides. RefSeq lists its product as uncharacterized. Gene Ontology annotation, molecular function: protein binding. Bases 1 to 1440 code for a protein of 479 amino acids. The record is from RefSeq and is a predicted model, not a curated record. Lineage: Eukaryota; Fungi; Ascomycota; Dothideomycetes; Pleosporales. The transcript has 5 exons.